AUGGCUUUUGCCAGCUACGCUCCAGGGCUCAGAUCACUUCUUUUGGUGCUGGUUCUGGCUCUGACGGUGAGGAGCUCACCCCGUGGGAGGGUAGCCCAGCCUCGACGCAGCAAGGAUGGUGGCUCUGUGAGGGUCAGUGAAGACUGCCUGAAUGAAAAGGAUCUCCAGUUCCCUACAACGGUGAAAGUUGAUGUGCGUAUCAGCAAUCCAGAUCAUACCUUUAGGAUGGUCCAUGAUGUCAGGAACCGGUCUCUUGCUCCUUGGGAUUACAGGCUCGACGAGGACCCCAACCGCUUCCCCCAAGUGAUUGCUGAUGCUGAGUGCCGCCUUUCCGGCUGUGUGAACCCCCUGGGUCAGCAAGACCGCAGCCUCAGCUCUGUCCCCAUCCAGCAGGAGAUCCUUGUCCUCCGGCGGGAGCAGCAGGGCUGCCUGCCCACCUUUCGCCUGGAGAAGAAGCUCAUCACUGUGGGCUGCACGUGUGCCAUGCCAAUCAUCCACCACCAGUCCUAGGAGGAAUUAGCAGAGGAGGCAACUUUGGGAAGAAGAAAUGCCUCCUGCAAACAUCUUCCUGGAGAAACCCUACAGUGACCCACCCUGUGCCCCAGGAGUUUAGUAUGACCUUGACUUUCCAAAUCUCAGCAAGUUACCACC
Cuculus canorus (common cuckoo) is the source of this 651-nucleotide messenger RNA. RefSeq names its product interleukin-17F. The record is from RefSeq and is a predicted model, not a curated record. Gene Ontology annotation, molecular function: cytokine activity. The transcript is spliced from 3 exons. Gene Ontology annotation, biological process: inflammatory response. Gene Ontology annotation, cellular component: extracellular region. Bases 1 to 510 code for a protein of 169 amino acids. NCBI's taxonomy places the organism in Eukaryota, Metazoa, Chordata, Aves, Cuculiformes, Cuculidae.